Messenger RNA from Haliotis rubra (blacklip abalone), 2181 nucleotides. Its product is annotated as laccase-1-like. Gene Ontology annotation, molecular function: copper ion binding; oxidoreductase activity. Gene Ontology annotation, biological process: iron ion transport. The record is from RefSeq and is a predicted model, not a curated record. NCBI's taxonomy places the organism in Eukaryota, Metazoa, Mollusca, Gastropoda, Lepetellida, Haliotidae. Gene Ontology annotation, cellular component: plasma membrane.
UGCGAUUAGUCAAAAACUGGAUUAAUCGUGACUGCGGAGUGCCCAGAUAAGCUUCGUGAAUCCUAACACCUGUAGCUUUCUGUAGAAACCACAUGGAUUCCAGCAUCAUGGUCAUCAUCACCGUGGUGACGUUGCUACUGGUGUGUCACGUGACACCAGUGACGUCAACGUGCACCAUGGCUGACAACGUGUGCGAGUUCCGCCUGAGCAUCAGCCGCCAGCUCUCCAUGGUACACAAGGACUCCAUGGUGAAGCUGCGAUUCGGGAAGGUGUACAAGUCGGUCGCAACUGUGUAUAACAACAACACGGAGAUCCCUCUAGACGAGGUCAUUACAGGGGAUGGCUGGACGGAGCCCCGACCGGUGUUGGUGUUCAACAACCAGAUGCCUGGACCCCCUAUAGAAGUGUACCAGGGGCAGACCGUCCUCGUCCACGUCACCAACAACAUGGACAGCGACACGACGUCCGUUCACUGGCACGGGGUGCACCAGAAGGGUAGUCCCUGGAUGGAUGGCGUGCCCUUCCUCACACAGUGCCCAAUCCUGCCCGGACACACCUUCACGUAUCAGUUUGUUGCUGACCGAACAGGGACCUACUGGUACCACUCCCUAAUGGCCGGACAGACCACGGACGGUGCUUUAGGUCCACUAAUCGUCAGGCCACGUAAAGUCUCGGACGGACGAGAGUUCAUCUUGACCAUCCAGGACUGGAACCACUCUUGGGAUAGCCAGGAUUCGAAGCUGAGGAUGAGACAGGGUUGGGUCCGGAAUGGUGCACCUACCCCAUCGACCACCUCUCCGACCGGAUCCAAAUACACAAUCACAAGAGUGGACACCGGCCUCGUGAACGGCAGAGGACGUUACCAAGGUGGAUCCAGCAAUAUUCCCCUGACCAAGUUCCAAGUGGAACAAGGCUUGGACUACCGGUUCAGGACAAUCCAUGCAGGAGCCAUGCUUCUUCGGAUGUCCAUCGACAAGCACAUGCUGACUGUUGUUGCUCUAGACGGGGUUGACGUUCGACCUGUCACGACUGAGUCGUUCAUUAUCUAUCCGGGCGAGAGGGUGGACUUUGUCAUCUACGCCGACAAUGCUGUGUCUAACUAUUGGGUGAGGGGCGUUGCAUUGGAGGACAAGAACCCGCGUGUCCUGAACUCUAUCCUGCAGUAUAAAGGUGCCCCAGAUGCUGAGCCAAAUUCUGCUAGAAAAGGAUGCACUGCCAGUGAUGUAUGUCUCAUUCUGAACUGUCCCUUCCAAAGCUAUCCUUCAAUGCAGUACACAAGAUGUUUAUCUGUAGAUGCGUUGAGGUCUUUUAAACUUUACCAAGCUACAGUUGGUAAGUCGAAAAUCAAAGAAAUAUUUUUAAACUUUGGGUUUCCCGGGUAUGACAGUAAGCCAGGUUCUGUUAACGGUUAUGCGUUUGACAACUACCCCCAGUCACCACCUUUGACCCAGAAAAGCGUUAUACCAUGUAAUGCAAGCGUCUGCGGAGACGACGCGGUUUGUCACUGCCCUCUGGUGGUGGACUUGCAACAAGGGGAAGAACUCCAGCUUGUACUCAUCAACAUGGGUCAAGGCGGCGGCUGGGACAACCCGGUACACAUUCACGGCCAUCAUUUCCACGUGCUGAAGACGGGCUUCGCGGUAUAUAACAAAACAACGGGCCUGUUCAGGGGAGACAACUUGGAUGUCGACUGUUUGGGAAAUCCAGACAGGCAGGUCAACUUUUGCAACAGAGCCACGUGGGGAAAUCCCGCAUGGCUGAAUGGAAACAUACCGGGAGCCAAUCUGCAAAAUCCCCCUGAGAAGGACACAGUGGUGGUACCUAAUGGCGGAUACGUCGUAGUCAGACUAAGGGCGGACAAUCCUGGGUUGUGGCUGGUGCAUUAUGGGAACACGCCUCACUUUAUGGAUGGUAUGGCACUGUUAUUGAGAGAAUCAUUCGCUUCCAUACCUCCUACCCCCUCAGACUUCCCCUCGUGUGGGUCCUCCACCCAGGGAUAUGCGGGUACAACAACAGCCCCCGGAACCACUGGAGGCAUGGGAAUCGUUGGAUAAAGAACAUAUGCAGAUAUAGUAUGACCAGAAAUUAUUGAGAAUUUUAGGAAUAUGGUUAAUUGGAUUUCUAGUAUAAAAACCUUGACCAGCUAUCAAGUGCUUGGGUUCAUUCAAGAGAGACAACUCC